AUGGACCAUCCUCUUCGCACCCUCAAUCUUGACCUGGGCUCUCUCCAAAUUGGCUUCCUUGCCUCUGGCUUCCUCUUUGGUGCACUCACAGUGCAAGUCCUCAUCUACAACCGCAAGUUUGUACCAACAGAUUCGUGGCCGCUCAGGACUCUGGUCUUUGGGAUUUAUGUCCUCGAGCUGGGCCAACUGGGCUGCGUGAGCCAUGCCCUAUACUCGAUAACGAUAACGAGGUCUGGGGACAUAACGGCCAUGUUAAGCCCACCGAGAACAGUUGGAGUAUCGUUCUUACUCGGGAGUGCCGUCGGGCCAUUAGUAGAGGCAUUCUAUGUCAGUCGUCUCCUCCGCUUUUCUGGCAAGCUUUCUGUCGCUCUCGUGGGCUGGGGACUCGCCUUCGCUCGCUGGUGUGGAUGGGUGUUCAUUGCGGUGCACGUCAUUAUCACCCCCUCACUGUCCCGCUUCAUCGACACUUUUGGCUGGCUCCUAGCCAUGUUGCUUGGCAUGAGCGCCGUGAUCGAUUUGGCCAUCUCCGCCUGGAUAGCCUACUUCCUCGCACAACGACGUUCGCGUGCGAAAACUUCGACCAAGUUUGUCAGCUCUUCAUCAGCGGUUUCGAGGCUUAACCUCAACAGCGCGAGUGCUAGGCAAUUACUGGAUCGGGUCAUUCUAUGGACAUUGCAAACGGGUGUGAUCACCAGCCUGUCGUUCCUUGUCACCUUGGUCUGCUACCUCGUCUUGGGGGAAUACCUCAUUUGGAUGGCCGUUCUCGCCAUCUUGACGAAAGUCUCGUCCAACUCUUUUCUUGCAUCUCUCAACGCGCGUGCGUCCACGCAAUUACGACGACCAAACGACAUUCUAUCUCGAUCGCGGGGCCAAAGCGGCUCUCACCAUCCCGGAACUGCCAGCAAUCAGCUCAACACUGGCCAUUCGGUGGUCAACAACAUCAUCGAUCUGUACCAGCUUGGCUCGCGGCAGCAACCGGAGUGCGAGGAAACCGAAGGCGAUGCGGACUCGCAUUUUUACAUGCAGUCGUUGCACCGAAGCACGAGUCGGGCGUCGUUCACUGGCGCCAAUGGAGACGUUUAUGACCGGAGCGCAUUCAGUCCAGACGGCACGAUUGUGUCCGCCAAGUCUGCUACGCCAUCAAGACGAAGUGGUUAUUGGGCUCUGUGA
Messenger RNA from Mycena indigotica, 1170 nucleotides. RefSeq lists its product as uncharacterized. The transcript is spliced from 11 exons. Lineage: Eukaryota; Fungi; Basidiomycota; Agaricomycetes; Agaricales; Mycenaceae. The record is from RefSeq and is a predicted model, not a curated record. Bases 1 to 1170 code for a protein of 389 amino acids.